AUGGAAGAAAGGGAAACAGAGAGUCCUCUUUUCACCUUUGGUUUGAUUGCCGAUAUGCAAUAUUGCAAUCCAUUGUUGUACGGCAGAAAGGAAAUCAGAGGGAAUCCGUCUCAUCCAAGAAGUCGGCAUUAUCUCAAAACUCCAGAUCGUUUGAAAGAAGCCAUCCAAACUUUUGAGCAACAUGGUGCUGCCUUUGCGAUUAGUUUGGGAGAUUUGAUUGAUACAGGAUUCGAGAGCUAUGAUCUGCCACUCCAGAUUAUGGAAGAGGAGUCCUCCUCCUCCUCCGCGUUCCCGUGGUAUCAUGUGUUGGGAAAUCAUGAAUUCUCGGUUCUGGGACCAGAAAAGGCUCAAGUCAGAGAUAGACUGGGAAUGCCCGCCAACUACUAUCAUUUUGACUAUGGCAACUACUGUCGAUUCAUUGUUCUGAAUGCCAACGAGUACAGCACUUUUGCUCAUUGCAAGGGAAGCAAGCUGUACAAGGAAUCGCGCAGCAUGAAGAAAUACUUCCAAGAACAACAUGACAAAAGAGACAAGGAUGAUCUAGGGUGCGCCCCAAGCAGCCUGUCGGGGGCCUUGGGCAAUGUCCAACUUGCCUUUUUGCGCCAAUCGUUACACGAUGCAACGAAAGCAGCCAAAAGGGUCAUUAUCUGUUCGCACCAGCCUGCCGAUGAGAUUUGGGAUUAUCAUGCCCUGCUGGAGACAAUCCGGCCAUUUCGUCAGAGUAUUGUAUUGUUUUUGAGUGGUCAUUUGCACUUUGGCGAUGAAGGUAUCUUGGAGGAGGAAGGAAUGGACACGAUGAUUCCGUGUAUCAGCCUCAAGGCCAUGAUCGAAUCACCCGAAAAUGCUUAUACGUUGGCUCGUUUCUAUCACAAACGAUUGGAACUGAUAGGCUAUGGAAGACAAUAUUUCAGGGGAAAGAAGAAGAAAACUCUUGCUCAGGUCAUUUCAAUGAAGAAACUGGACAUGGUUGGUGGAAUAGCACAGAACUUGGGAACGAAAAAAGCCCUCACAAUCCAUUUCAAUUGA
Messenger RNA from Cylindrotheca closterium, 1026 nucleotides. The record is from the annotation of a GenBank genome assembly. Lineage: Eukaryota; Bacillariophyta; Bacillariophyceae; Bacillariales; Bacillariaceae.